Molecule: messenger RNA, 1479 nt
Organism: Penicillium psychrosexuale
Lineage: Eukaryota; Fungi; Ascomycota; Eurotiomycetes; Eurotiales; Aspergillaceae
Product: phosphotransferase family protein
Exons: 1
Coding region: 1-1479 (492 amino acids)
Source: RefSeq, a predicted model, not a curated record
AUGCAGACUCAAAUGUGCCCCGACGAUAUGGCCUGGGAACAAGCUGAGGAAACGUCUGACAAGUGGCUUGUUCAAUUUCUUGAAGUUGACACCCUGAGACCGAUUGCUGAUUUCAUCCUCAAUCACAACAGAGGCGCUGCUACCGAGUUUGCCAUACUCAGAAAGGGUUCAUAUAAUAUAUCCUUGCGGUUAAAGUACCGAAAUGGUGCCACCGUGAUCCGGCUAUCGCAGCCCGGUGCUGUCCUUUUCCCCGAGGAAAAAGUCGUGAAUGAGGUUGCUGUCAUGCGGUUCCUCGCCGACCAAACAUCAAUACCUGUUCCUUUUAUUCUUCACUCGGGCACAAAGGAAGAGAGUCCCCUCGGUCUCAGCCCAUUUAUUAUUAUGGAUUAUAUUGACCACGAGACGAAAAUGUACGACGCUCUUAACACACCGGGAUGUCCGAAAGGGCAACGUGGAAUCUUGGACCCGGAGAUCGACGAAGAUAGGCUUGAAAUGCUGUAUGGGCAGCUGGCAGGGAUACUGCUUCAACUCUCUCUCCUCUCUUUUCCUCGCAUAGGAUCCCUUAGCCAAACCGAUGACUUCACCUGGGAAGUAGCACGUCGGCCUUUAUCAAUGAAUAUGAAUGAACUUGUUCGACUAGGAGGACUGCCGCGGUCGAAACUGCCUGACCUACAUACAACAUUCGACACAUCUUCGUCAUAUAUCGAAACGCUUGCAGAACUCAAUAUCAAUCAUUUAGUUCAUCAGAGAAAUGACUCUGUGCAGUCUGCAGACGACUGUCGGCGGAAAUUUGUGGCGCGGCAGCUCUUUCGCAAGCUCGCCAGGGAUAAGAGACUCACAAACCCGUUACUCGAAAAAGGGCCUUUCAAACUUUGGUGUGAUGAUUUAAGGCCCGCUAAUGUACUACUCAAGGAGGAUAUGCAUAUUGCCGGCGUGGUGGAUUGGGAGUUCACAUACGCAGCGCCCACUGAAUUCUCUUAUGCGCCGCCUUGGUGGCUGCUCAUUGAGAAGCCCGAGGACUGGCCAAAGGGCCUCGAUGACUGGACGAGAUCGUUCGAUGCUCGUCUAAAGACGUUCCUCAAAACGAUGAAGAAUUGUGAAGAUAUAGCAAUCCAACAGGGUCGGUUGCGAGAAGAUCAGCGACUCUCCGGUCCUAUGAAUGACAGCUGGGAGAGUGGAGACUUCUGGAUUAUGUACGCAGCGUUGCACAGCUUUGCUUUUGAUGAUAUAUAUUGGCAGAAGAUCGACUCGCGAUUUUUUGGACCCACCGAAAAUACAGAGGACGCCUGGAAGGAACGCCUUGGUCUGUUGGAUGAGGGACAAAAGGAUGAGAUGGAACUACUUGUAGCUCGCAAGCUGCAAGAGAUGAAUACCAGAGUUUUAUCGUGGGACCCGGAUGAAUAUACAUUGGCUUUCCACCAACAAUUGAAGAGCCAGGAGGAAAAGGCGAACGAAGAAAAGGGAAAGCGCGAGCAAUAG